GGCCAUUCACCAACCCUUCAAGUGAAGACUGCCUUUGCGCCCAUGGCUGGCGUUUCGUCAAUAAUAAUUAUUUCAUUGCAGACCAUAACAGGGGAUGUGGUCGCCGUUCUCCUGCAUCUGUAGAUCUCCCGCUCCUCGUCAAUAAGCCUGUUUCCCACCGCCAACUGCGCGCGCGUCGAGAUCACCCCAAGCAGCCAGCCCUCGGAACGCCUGUGACCAAAUCAGACCUCGCUCCUGCAAAAAGCCGCACGCCUUCCCUCGAUGAUCCACGAACCACAGGUCCAUUGCGUAACGUAGAGGCCCAAUGGGAGUCGGUGCCAUUCAGCAGACCCGAAGAAUUUGUAGCAGCAAGCAGACAUGGAGAACAGUGGCAGCAGCAAUGGCCAUCCCGCCAAGCACGCGAGACCCGACAGCGACCACGCGAACGGCAAUGCAGCAGCAGCACCAGCAGCAGCACCAGCAGCAGCACCAGCAGCAACAGCAGAUGACGAGGUCAAAUUGAAGGAAACCACCAGGUCCCCUGCUACCGCUGGCGGCGCCGCCGCCGCUGCUGCUACUCCAGACAGAGAUGCCAAUAAGAGCCCCAGGAAGCGGCGCAAGGUGAAUCACGCCUGUGUCUACUGCCGUCGAUCUCACAUGACUUGCGAUCUCGAAAGACCGUGUACGAGAUGCAUCAAACGCAACAUAGGCCAUCUAUGUCACGAUGAGCCCCGAGAUACCGAUUCCAAGAAAGCCAAAGGCCCCCAAGCUGCAGCUGGCCACGACGAAUCAGACACCCAGUCGGAGCUAGCGCAGAACACGGUAGACCAGAAUCCCGCGGCCUCCAUGGGGCCACCGUCGUUCGAGGGUACUGGAGCUUCCCAGGCCACCAAACAAGGCUUUAUUGCCGGGGCCUUAGGUCAGGCAAACCCCCUACAGCUUGUGUCACCAGGUCCAGUCUCUGGGAUGCAGGCCAAUGCCUCUAGCAGCAAUAUGAACCAAUUCGCGGGAUUCUCUGAUGCCUGGAUGACAGCCCAAAAUCAAUUUCACGAUAUGCACAGCUACAAUCCUCAGUACAUGCUACCCCCGGAGGUCACUCAUGAGUUUAACCUUCUCAACGAUUUUCUGAACACCAGUCUUCUGGACGACGGCGGGAAUUUGGCGGAGGAUCAAAAUCAGCACUACAGAAACAACCACUCCGAAAUGGCAGGCUUCUUGGGCGGAACCAAUCUGCUGCCCCCUGGAGCACUGCAAGGAGGCUCAAUGCCUCCGCCUAACGCGGACCAGGGCCGAUCCAUCUCGCGGCCGACUAACACCAUCCCUACGGACAAGACGCGUGAGUUUUAUCUGCAAGCGGCGGAUCCCACAGGCGACGACACUCCCGAGAAGCGCAUGGACCGCGUUUUGAAGGCCAAGUACGAUGCUGGUCUCCUGAAGCCUUUCAACUAUAUCAAGGGUUACGCUCGACUCGGAACAUACAUGGAUAGCCAUAUCUCGCCAGCCUCGAAGCAAAAGGUUUUGCGGCAGCUAGACCGAUUCCGACCCAAAUUUCGCGAAAAGAUACAACAUCUCUCCGACUUGCAGCUCAUAUACGUCGAGAUGUGGUUUGAAAAGACCCUGUUGGAGUACGAUCGAGUGUUCGCAUCCAUGGCAGUACCGGCUUGCUGUUGGAGGCGAACAGGGGAGAUCUUCAGGGGCAACAAAGAGAUGGCAGAGCUAAUCCACGUUCCCGUUGAACGCCUACGAGACGGCCAGGUUUCAUUGCAUCAAAUCCUGACCGAGGAGUCGCUUGUACGAUUCUGGGAAGAGUUUGGAACGAUUGCGUUCGAUCCUGCACACGAUACCCUUUUGACGGCUUGCGCAUUGAAGAAUCCGGACGACCUAUCUAAUGACCCAAUUGUCAAUUGCUGCUUUUCGUUUAUGAUUCGGAGAGACGACCACAAGAUACCCAGUUUGAUCGUAGGAAACUUCCUCCCUCACGACCCUCAACACUAAAGCAUUUUUAUGGAUCUGGCAGGCAUUUCAAGGCGCUGGCAUUGUCACAUGAGUCGGGGGAAACAGUGGCAUGGUUGCAUUUUGUUUUGGCGAAAACAGUCUUGGGCCCCCACUGCCUGAUUAAGUAUCUACAUAUGGGGUGGCUUUUACACCUUCUAAACACAUGGAAAACUAGCGUGCGAUACAUGAACUAGUAAUUCGUCCUGGAAGCUAUUGACUGAAGUAUUGAUGAGCGGCAUGACACUGUCGGAGGAGGAGGCGCCGGAGUGCCGGAGGUGGGUAUUGGGAAGUCACGUCUCAGGCAGAAGGUGUGUCCUCCGCGCCUGCUUCGUCCUUGUUAGAAAACCGGGAGCUGCCUGGAACUCCGGAGCGACCAGACCAACUCAAAGUUGAUUUAGAAUUUUGCCCUCAAAGCCCAGUAAUCGGAAUUAGAAUUUGUUACCUAC
Pseudomassariella vexata is the source of this 2420-nucleotide messenger RNA. RefSeq lists its product as uncharacterized. Gene Ontology annotation, cellular component: nucleus. Lineage: Eukaryota; Fungi; Ascomycota; Sordariomycetes; Amphisphaeriales; Pseudomassariaceae. The transcript is spliced from 7 exons. Bases 358 to 1974 code for a protein of 538 amino acids. The record is from RefSeq and is a predicted model, not a curated record. Gene Ontology annotation, biological process: regulation of DNA-templated transcription. Gene Ontology annotation, molecular function: zinc ion binding; DNA-binding transcription factor activity, RNA polymerase II-specific; RNA polymerase II transcription regulatory region sequence-specific DNA binding.